UUAGAAAAUUUCUCUACCUCUCACUUUGAAAGUGAAGAAUUUUAUUUUGAAUACUCUCCGGCUUGCCUGGUAGAUAUUAUCAAAACAGACCAUAGACAUGGGUGUCAUAUUCUAUCGUGCGAACGAGGCUCUCUCGAUCAACCCUCCAAGCGGCAGUGAGAAGCUGAGCGUUAACGGCAGCGACUGGUUAUGGGCGGUGACGGCUAUCUACGUUGUCUCUUUCAUUAUCUUCUACGCUACUAGCUUCGUAGCUCGAUCUGGCGAGAAGAUCUUCCAUUACCUCUUUACCAUCGCCCUCCUUGUCGGCUCCAUCUCCUACUUCGCCAUUGCUUCUGAUCUCGCCUACGAGGUCAUCCCGGUUAUCAACUACAAGCCUACGGAGCUAUGGACACGACAGAUCUUCUGGGCUGAGUACGUCAACUGGGCCGUUAGCUUCCCCGUCGUCACUAUCGCCCUUGGCCUCCUGAGCGGCGUCUCUUGGGCGACUAUCCUUUACAAUGUCGCCUUGGCAUGGACCUGGGUUAUCUCUUACCUUGUCUCCGCCUUCACGACUUCCAACUACAAAUGGGGUUUUUACGCUUUCGGAACCAUCUCGUGGGUCCUUCUCGCGUUCAGCACCCUCUUCCACGGCACAACUUCUGCCAGGCGCGUCAAUGUUGCCGGUGACCACACCCUUCUUGCGGGAUGGAUCAACCUCCUCUGGCUCCUGUACCCGAUCGCUUGGGGUCUAUCCGACGGCGGCAACCGCAUCGGCGUGACCCCCGGAUACAUCUUCUUCGGCAUUCUGGACGUCCUCCUGGUCCCCGUCCUCUCCUUUGCCUUCCUCUUCCUUUCCCGAAGGUGGGACUACGGCAGGCUUAACAUUGCCUUCACCCGAUACGGCCGCGUCCACCAAGCCGGUGAAUUCCCCGAGAAGACGGCUACCGCCCCCGCGGCGCCCGUCGUCGGCGAGCAGACGGCGUAAAUAAAAUAAACGGAGUACCGGCAUGGAUCGCGCGUUUUUGCCUGGUGAGUGCUGAGCGUUGCUUGCGGGCCCUCGGUGCUGUGCUUAUGAUACGCUCGAAAUCCCCUCUCACCUAACCUCGUUUGGUGUCAACCAUGGUAGGCUGGGCCUGUCACUCUUUACGACUAUAAUGACCGACGAAUUGUGACGACCUGUAUUGAUUGGGAUGCGGGAUCGGUCGCGAAUUGUUAUGAUAUAUAUAUAUAUACCCCUUCGCUCGUUUAGGAAGAUGGAUGGAUGGACAUUAUACCCUUUGUAGUAAUAAGUGUGGGUGUUGGGUGUGGUUGGGUUUAGUAGGUAGUCAGUCUAAUAAUAUUAAUGGGUAGUUGAGGUUAAUAAAUAUCCCUUCGCUGUUCGGUAUGGAUGUUGC
Daldinia decipiens is the source of this 1373-nucleotide messenger RNA. RefSeq names its product family A G protein-coupled receptor-like protein. The coding region runs from base 98 to 964 and encodes 288 amino acids. The transcript is spliced from 3 exons. Lineage: Eukaryota; Fungi; Ascomycota; Sordariomycetes; Xylariales; Hypoxylaceae. Gene Ontology annotation, cellular component: plasma membrane; endoplasmic reticulum. The record is from RefSeq and is a predicted model, not a curated record.